AUGCCUCCUGAAGGCAACUACCUUAUCACAGGCGGCUCGAUCAAGGUGCGUCCGAGUCCCGUUCGCACUCCGUAUCUUGAUUCACACUUCCAAGCUCUCGACAGAUUGUACGCGAGAGCCUCCCCGGGCGCCUUUCACAACUCCUUAGAACGAUCAAAUGACCUAAGGCAAGAGUCGUUCCCUAACAUAAACGAAUCGGAGGAGGCGUAUGGGGGACUGGCUAAGGAGAUAUGGGAGUGGAUAUACGACGCAGAAACCUCGACACCGAUCAUGUGGGUCCACAGUCCAACCGGAGAAGAGACGUCGCACAUCGCCCAGGCCAUUGCUGACGCCAUGCACCAGCGAGGCGAGCUCACGGGCUCUUUCUUCUUUUCCGACAUCAGCAAUAGUGGGCGCUAUGAUGGGACCCGCCUGGUGCCUACCCUCGCAUAUCAGCUUACACAGAGCAUUCCUCAGACCCGCCUCGACAUCGCAAACGCUGUGGUCCAAGAUCGCUCGAUAUUUGACCUAACUCUUCUACACCAAUUUUGCAAGCUCGUUGUCGAGCCUUUAGAGAGGUUUUCGCAGUCGAUAGAGCAAGAGGUGUCCACAGCGCCCAAACUCUUCAUCAUCCAUGCGCUCGAAGAAUGCCACACCCCAGGUUUCGAAGAGUCCUUCAUCGAGGUGUUGGGCAGCUCGCUGGGACGAAUGCAACAUAACAUCCCUCAGCGUUUCUUGAUCCUCGGCUGUCAUUCUGAUGAUCUCGAAGGAUACCUUUCGAAGCCACUCUUGCAAGAUAUCGUUCUCCGGCGCCCUUUGCACCACCUCCCCGAUAGCAAGCCGACAUCCGACUCUGACGAGAAGUCUUUCUUAGACUUCUUUCACCUUAGUGAGAACAAUAAACGGGCACUCCUCAUGCACGGUGCAAUUUUUGCUCAGAGAAUAGUGAAGGGCUUAUUACGAUGA
This is a messenger RNA of Cyclocybe aegerita, 945 nucleotides long. The record is from the annotation of a GenBank genome assembly. NCBI's taxonomy places the organism in Eukaryota, Fungi, Basidiomycota, Agaricomycetes, Agaricales, Hemipholiotaceae.